AUGGCAUCAGCAAACAAUACAACUCAAAAUGAAAAUGCAUCUAUAACACCAAAGAAAUCGUCUAAAUCAUCAAAAGAUCAUACAUACGAUCUUGAUUGGAUUAGAAAUACAAAUGCAAAACCAUUUUUAUCUGAUAGUUCACAUGUAUUGAAAAAACCUAUAACAGAUCAUGGAUGUCAAAAACGUUUGAGUAAAUAUAAUGGAGUAGUGAAUCGUAUGACGUCCGAUCAAGUUAAUGAUGAAUUACAAAAACGACAAUUAUCAACAAAUGGUGAGAUUGAAAUUCGACGUCUUCGUUUAAAACAUUAUUAUAAAGCUCAAUUAACAUUUGGAUGUGAGAAUCCAUUUCAAAUGAUUGAACAACAUUUUGAAUAUAUUGCUGUUGUGGAUUUUGAAGCAACAUGUAAUCAUAAUCAAGGAAAUAAUUAUCCACAUGAAAUUAUUGAAUUUCCUAUUGUACUUAUCAAUGUACAACAAAGAAUGAUUGUUGAUAAAUUUCAGUCAUAUUGUCGACCAACAAUAAAUCCUAUUUUGUCAAAUUUUUGUACAGAAUUAACUGGUAUCGAACAACAUCAAGUAGAUAGUGCUCCUACUUUUCCUGAAGUUCUUCGUAAUGCUGAAACUUGGUUAAAUGAACGACAUCUUCUAUCAUCAAAUAAACGUAAAUGUGGUUUUGCUACCGAUGGUCCAUGGGAUUUUGCUAAAUUUCUUCGAAUGCAAUGUGGUUUUAGUUCGAUAUCAUAUCCACGAUGGGCUAAAAAAUGGAUUAAUGUUCGAAAAGAAUUCUCAAGUUUUUAUGCUGUACAACGAUGUGGUAUUAGUAAAAUGUUACAAAGUCUUGGUCUUGUGUUCGAUGGUCGUAAUCAUUCAGGUCUUGAUGAUUCAAUAAAUAUUGCUCGAAUUACUAUUGAAUUAAUGAAGGAUGGUUGUGUUUUAUUAUUAAAUGAUGGUAUUCGUGCAGCAGAUCCUAAAUUUAUUGAUUUAAACAGUGUUAGUCAUGAACUACAAAAUCUUAAUGAAGACGAAACAAAACAUAAUGAUAAUUUAGUCAUUUUAGAUAGAUAA
This is a messenger RNA of Adineta steineri, 1065 nucleotides long. The record is from the annotation of a GenBank genome assembly. NCBI's taxonomy places the organism in Eukaryota, Metazoa, Rotifera, Eurotatoria, Adinetida, Adinetidae.